Messenger RNA from Theileria orientalis strain Shintoku, 267 nucleotides. RefSeq lists its product as hypothetical. The transcript has a single exon. The record is from RefSeq and is a predicted model, not a curated record. Lineage: Eukaryota; Apicomplexa; Aconoidasida; Piroplasmida; Theileriidae. The coding region runs from base 1 to 267 and encodes 88 amino acids.
AUGCUCCUUGAAGUUGUAUAUCGUCUGAUCUAUCGGGUCAUGGAUGUUAUAGCAGUUGAUAAGUUUGUGUAUGUGGUUCCCUCGAUUCCUAAAGUUUCUAGUUAUUCUUUGCCUCACCUUUUAUCUUCUCUGAAGUCUAGCAGCUCGUCUGCGUUGAGGUCGUCCGUUCUAGCCAGGAUUCCCAGCUCCGCCGAAAAUACCUAUGCGUUCUGUUAUUUAUUCCGAGUUACCAUUGCGGUUAUGAAUGCGUCGAACCCUGCCUCGUGA